Lolium rigidum is the source of this 1266-nucleotide messenger RNA. Its product is annotated as ribosomal RNA small subunit methyltransferase, mitochondrial-like. Bases 1 to 1065 code for a protein of 354 amino acids. Gene Ontology annotation, biological process: rRNA methylation. Gene Ontology annotation, cellular component: mitochondrial matrix. NCBI's taxonomy places the organism in Eukaryota, Viridiplantae, Streptophyta, Magnoliopsida, Poales, Poaceae. The record is from RefSeq and is a predicted model, not a curated record. Gene Ontology annotation, molecular function: rRNA (adenine-N6,N6-)-dimethyltransferase activity. The transcript has 2 exons.
AUGAACCGCGCCGUGUCCAGCCUGCUAACCCGCCACGCCGCCCGCCUCGGUUCCUUGUGCACCUCCUCCUCCUCCUCGCCGGCGUCGGAGGCGUGGGACGGGCGGUUCCGGCUGCACAAGCCGCGGGGGCAGCACCUGCUCACCAACCCGCGCAUCCUCGACGCCAUCGUCCGCCACGCCGCGCUCCGCCCGGGCGACGCCGUGCUCGAGGUCGGCCCCGGCACCGGCAAUCUCACAGCCCGCCUCCUCGCCUCCCCAGUCCACCACGUCACCGCCGUCGAGAUCGACACCCGCAUGGUGGAAGCCGUCACGGCCCGUGCCGCCGCGCUCGACCUCGCCCAAAAGCUCACGGUGAUCCAGGACGACGCGGUGGAGGCCGACUUCCCGGAGUUCGACGUCUGCGUGGCCAACAUCCCGUACGGGAUCUCCUCGCCGCUGAUCGCGAAGCUGCUCUUCGGCGCCUACCGCUUCCGGACGGCGACGCUCCUUCUGCAGAAGGAGUUCGCGCAGCGCCUCGUGGCCGUGCCGGGCGAUUCGGAGUAUAACCGUCUCGCGGCGAACGUUCGCAUGGUGGCGGACGUGAAGCUGCUCAUGGACGUGAGCAAGAGGGACUUUGUGCCCAUGCCCAGGGUAGACUCCUCCCUCGUCGAGAUCCGGCCGAGAGCGGCCAUGCCCGACGUCGACCUCGCCGAGUGGCUGGCCUUCACGCGGGAGUGCUUCGGUCAGAAAAACAAGACCCUCGGUGCCAUCUUCAAGCAGAAGAGGAAGGUCCUGGACCUUUUCAAGCGGUCUCAGAGAGCCGAGAGAUGCACAGGCGAUGCCACUGGCAGUGGCAUCAUCCUUGGUGUUCUUGAUGACGGUGAUCAUGAAGCCUGCAGCGAUGAAGACGACAGCAGCGACCGAGUUGCUGGCUUCAGCGAGGAAGAGGUCGGGGCGUUCAAAGAAAGGAUUGCCAGUGCCUUGGACUCCUCAGAGCUCGCCGGAAAGAGGCCAACAAAGAUGUCAAACGACGAGCUUCUGCGUUUGCUCAGGCUUUUCAACGAGCGAGGGAUACGGUUUCAGUAGCACUUCUCGGUGUCAAGGUGCAUCGGGCUUCUUAUUGCCCACUGAUACGCAUACUCUACCAAUAUGCUUACUGAAAUGGUCUCCCCUUAUCUGAAACAGACUGGUACACGAGUGGACGUCACCAUGAAAAAUAGCACUGAAAGGAAUUUGACAAUGGACUGAAUUGUUUUACUGAUGCGGAGAGUAUCAUCAAAUUUGUCA